Molecule: messenger RNA, 3552 nt
Organism: Mya arenaria
Lineage: Eukaryota; Metazoa; Mollusca; Bivalvia; Myida; Myidae
Product: protein adenylyltransferase SelO, mitochondrial-like
Exons: 14
Coding region: 154-2154 (666 amino acids)
Source: RefSeq, a predicted model, not a curated record
UUCUUGUCCGUAUCACAGAAGCGCCCAACACAGAGCGUCAGUGUGAUACAGAUGUGUCAGAAAGUUCUAAUUUUUGUAAUAUUCCGAUACAUUUUAAUUUAAAAUGUGACAACACACUUCAGACAGCUUUUACUUAUCAAAACGCAACUAUUGAUGUUUUUCCUUCGGAAAUUCUACACAACUCUCAUCAGGUCUUCAUCAAAAAUGGCGUCACUGGAAUCUCUGAAUUUUGACAAUCUUGCUUUAAAGUCUUUGCCACUAGACCCAGAGAAAGACAACUCGAUUCGCCAGGUUUCAGGAGCAUGUUUUUCCUUGGUAAAACCCGCCCCCGUGGAGAACCCCAAAAUGGUUGUAUACUCCAUGAGUGCCCUGAAACUUCUGGAUAUUGAAGAAGAAGACAUGAAGAAGCCUGAAUCAGCAGAGUUUUUUGGUGGCAACAGGCUCCUGCCCGGCUCUCAGACAGCAGCACAUUGCUACUGUGGUCACCAGUUUGGUUACUUUUCUGGGCAGCUUGGUGAUGGUGCUGCAAUGUACCUUGGAGAAGUUGUAAACACUGCUGGAGAAAGAUGGGAGAUACAGCUUAAGGGGGCAGGACCCACACCUUACUCACGACAUUCAGAUGGCAGAAAAGUACUCAGGAGCACCAUACGAGAGUUCCUCUGUAGUGAGGCCAUGCACCACCUGGGUAUUGGAACAACCCGAGCGGGUACCUGUGUUACAUCAGACACAACUGUGGUGAGAGACAUAUUCUACGAUGGCAACCCAAUCAAAGAAAGAUGUACACUGGUGUUGCGUAUUGCCCCAACAUUCUUCAGAUUUGGUUCAUUUGAGGUAGUGAGGGGCCUCUCGGCUGACACAGGCAGGAAGGGCCCUAGUGAAGGAAAUAUGGAAUUAUUAAAGACCAUGCUGGAUUACUGCAUACAGACCUUCUACCCAGAGAUCUGGUCAGCCCACAGCAGUAACAAAGAGGACAUGUAUUUUGAGUUCUGGUGUGAAGUGGUGCGGAGGACAGCUAGGCUGGUGGCGGACUGGCAGUGUGUUGGAUGGUGUCAUGGGGUGUUGAACACGGACAACAUGAGUAUCAUGGGGAUCACUAUCGACUAUGGACCGUUUGGAUUUUUAGACAGAUACCAGGCUGACUUUAUUUGUAAUGGUUCAGAUGAUGGUGGGCGAUAUACAUAUCAAAAGCAGCCAGAGAUGUGCAAGUGGAAUUGCAAAAAGCUUGCGGACACAAUAAAGCUUGUCCUGCCUCCCGCCAGAACGGAGCCAAUUCUGCACACUGUGUUUGAUGAUGCCUUCAAGGAACGCUACAUGGCAACUAUGAGGAAAAAGUUUGGUUUGAAGAAAGAGGAACCAGGUGAUAAAGAUUUGGUGGACUCAUUCCUUGAAGCCAUGGAAAACUCUGGUGCAGAUUUCACAAACAGUUUCCGAUGUUUGAGUCGUCUCCCCUUGCCAAACUCUUCAGACUUUGAGGAGAGAUUAGCACAACUGAAGGACCAUUUGUUGUCUCAGUGUUGCACAGCUGAAGAGUUGAAGACCCAAUAUAGGCCGAGAAUGGAUCCAAGGCAGUUACAGAUGUUUAUUCAGCUGAUGCAGACCAAUCCAGGAGUGUUGUCCGCUCUGGGUCCCAGGUUUGCUACCAUCGCACAGGAAAUUGAACGCCUGGAAAAACUUCAGGAAAUGGAGUCUGUGACUGAUGAGAGCAAGCGAGGAGAGGACUCUGCUACAUGGACAGACUGGUUAUCCAAGUAUACAGACAGACUGAGACAGGAGGAGGAGGGGCUCACUGAUUUUGACCUUGCCAAUUCUGACAGGGUCAAGGUCAUGAAUGCAACCAAUCCUAGGUUUAUUCUGCGUAAUUACAUCGCAGAGAAUGCCAUAAAAGCAGCGGAAAAGGGAGAUUACUCAGAAGUCAGGAGAGUGCUCAAAAUUCUUGAAAAUCCAUACUCUGAAACAGCUGACCUUGGUGACCUUGGUUUAAAUGACCUUGACCUUAGUCAGCAACAGGCAGAUGAUUCUCAACAAGAAACUAAACCUGGCGGGCCAGGGGCAAGCUCUUCAGAAUCAUCUGUCCUGCCCCAGUCAGCCGGAGCAGGGAGGUGCAGCUAUGAUAGUAGACCCCCGGAAUGGGCCUCCACACUGAGAGUCACAUGAUCUUCGUAGACCCUCAACAUACAUUGCAGUGUGAUCCUAAAUUGUGACCUUUCAAGUGUGGCUUGCUUUGACUUCCAAAUGAUGUUUUCCAGUGUAGCCCAAGAGUGUGAUCUUCAAGUGAGAGAUGAUUUACCGACUGAUAAUCAGAACAAUGAAUCUUAGUAGUUUUAUAGUCUUCUCCAGUAACAUACUAACCAAACUUGUAAAUGGUUCGUGUGCAUUCAAUGAAAGAUGUACUGAUAAUAUAUUCCAAUUUUGCAUAUGGGGGACAAAAUCUCCCAGUUGCUAAGGGAGACAAAAUCUCCGAUACAUUUUUACGGGUAUAUGUGGACCUCUUUUAGUGCACUACGUCAUCCAGGUAUGUGUACAUUGUACAAGUUUAGCAUGAUAUGUAUGAUAGCAAGAGGAAAGUCAGUUAUACAUGUUUAAUAAGAAAUUUUGCAGACAAUGUUUAAACUCAACAGCAACUUUUACACAUACGUACACAUACUUGUUAGCAUAGUGUAACGCAACCUCUCUAUUUUUAACCUUUGUUUUGUUGUAUUUUUCUGCUGCAUAAGUAUUGAUAUGUCAAUUUGAGGAUUUCACUGCAGUUAAUGUAUGUUGGGGGAUCAAGUGUGGGUAUUUCUUAUCCUGCAGAUUGUUCUUCACCUAUUCCAAUGUACUUGAUAGGAUGGCAUUAUUUAAGCCAUAAUCUAAACAGAUGUAAGAACAUAUUGGAUAAUGUAACAGUGUUUAAAACUAUAACAUGAAUGGAAUAACAUCUCGGCAAAAUUGUAAUUCAGCAUUUUUGUGCAGUCUUAUUGAUAAUAUAAUGUUCUAAGACUAAUUUGUGAUUUAGAAAGAUUUAUUUCAUCCAAUCCUAGUACAUUGUUGAAAGCUGAGGUCAAUCUCUAUGACGGAGUUGCAUUAAACUUGGAAACAGGUCUGUGACUCCUGAUAAAGCAGGCGUGGGAAAUCCACUGUCUUUCUUCCUUUAUCCAGGGAAGUUUAUCUUUUCAAAUGUCUGUGAUUGAUUUUAAUGUAUGUUUUUAUAUUUUAAGGCCGGUAGCCUCUUGAUGUCAAAAUAUAGUUCAAAUGAUAUUAUGUAAAUAAUUCAUAAAAAUAAAACAAACGUGUUAAGCAUGAUUACUAUCGUCACCAGGAAUUUGUAAGUUGGGUUUUGAUUACAAUAUAGAUUUAUUGUACAGGAUUUAUAAUUUAUACUCUGAAACCUAUGAAAUCAGUUACAGCUUUUCUCAACCAUUACUUGUAUUGCUAUGCCCUGCAUCAGGGAUGUUAUUGAUACCAAUGUGAUAUUGUAAUGUUUUAUCAAAAACAACAAGUUUUGCAUUGUUUGUGGUUUAGAUAUGUUUAACAGCAAUUUGUUGCUAAUAAAUGAACAAAUUGAAAUGAGAA